AUGGCGAGCGUGAUGUACCUGGCGUUCGUCCUGGACGAGGACCUCGCCCGGAAGAAGAACAAGGCCAACGUGACCGUCGGUGAGGAGGUCCUCACCGCCAUCGUGGACGGCCUGACCGGCGAGAGCGAGGACGCCAAGUUCGGCUCCGACCUGCGCGAGCAGUUCGGCAUCCUGGUGCAGGCCGUCACCAAGCUGGGCGUCAACGCCAUCAACAACUACGGGGCCGGCAACAAGAAGAAGCCCGCCGCCGUCCGGGAGGCCGGUGACUGCGGCCAGGAAGCUGCCGCCGGCUGCCUGGAGUCCAGCGGAGAGUCCAGUGGAGAGUCCAGCGGAGAGUCCAGCAGCGACUCCAGCGGAGAGUCCAGCAGCGACUCCAGCGGCGAGUCCAGCAGGAGCGCCAGGGCGGUGGACAACGUCGGUGAAGGACGGCGGCGGCAGGUGCGCAGGCUGCUGGUGCGGUACCUGGUGCUGCUCAAGGUGUUCGCCCUGGGCAUCAUCCUGCCCGGCGCCGUGCUGCUGUCGCUGCUGCAGUCCUGGAAGGCCGUCACCCUCUCCCUCAUGGCCCUGCUGCUGGCCGGGGUCAUAGGCAUCCGGGGGCUCGUCAACACUGCGGCCAAGGGCCAGUCCGCCGAGGUGAUCCACACGACCGGACCGGGCGGGCACUACUGGAGGCGCGUCUCCUCGCAGGAGCAGGGCCAGGAGCCAGACCGCCUGGCCUACGGGGCCUACGUCCCCGUCAACUAGGCUGACGGGGAGUCCACUCGCAAGAACAGAAAAUUAUUUAUUUAUUUAUUUAACGUAAUAAUCACACAUCUCGAUUGCUCGAUUUAUUUAUUUAUUUGCCACGAUCAGCUGUGAUGAUGAAACA
Messenger RNA from Thrips palmi, 868 nucleotides. RefSeq lists its product as uncharacterized. The transcript is spliced from 4 exons. The record is from RefSeq and is a predicted model, not a curated record. NCBI's taxonomy places the organism in Eukaryota, Metazoa, Arthropoda, Insecta, Thysanoptera, Thripidae. The coding region runs from base 1 to 744 and encodes 247 amino acids.